AGAGGUUUACCAGGAUUAUUCGAAAAUCAGUAUGACAGAGAUAACACCCCUAUUCAACCUCGAAACCCGGAUUCACGAAGAAGAAAACUCAGAAGAGGUCUGCUUGCCUCGGAAAUUGAAUUAUAUUGUCCAGAGAUUAUAUACAGAGGACCAAACCAAACACCAGUCUUAUUUCUUGAACAAGAAAAGAAUUCAUUAUUAUCGUCGUCAGAUGAAGAGCUGGAGGGUAUUGAGGUUCCCACUACAGUCUUUAGUCCAAGGGAAACACCUUCAGUUUUCAAGAAUGGGAAAGAAGAAAAGAAGAAGACUCUUGUAACUACUGAAAAGGAGUCUAUGAGUAGUAGAUUGUUA
Messenger RNA from Galdieria sulphuraria, 351 nucleotides. RefSeq lists its product as uncharacterized. The record is from RefSeq and is a predicted model, not a curated record. Lineage: Eukaryota; Rhodophyta; Bangiophyceae; Galdieriales; Galdieriaceae. The transcript has a single exon. Bases 32 to 316 code for a protein of 94 amino acids.